This is a messenger RNA of Glycine soja, 1003 nucleotides long. RefSeq lists its product as uncharacterized. Bases 124 to 651 code for a protein of 175 amino acids. The transcript is spliced from 3 exons. The record is from RefSeq and is a predicted model, not a curated record. NCBI's taxonomy places the organism in Eukaryota, Viridiplantae, Streptophyta, Magnoliopsida, Fabales, Fabaceae.
UCUCUUCAAAAAGAAAGAAAGAAAGUCACUCACUUGUCACUCGUCACUCUGCCACUUCUUCGUCGGUGUCAAACUCACACAAACUCAGCAUUCAAAACCCUCUUCCUGCGCCACCGCCGGAAAAUGGAGGCGGUGGGUUCGAGACUCAGCCGCGCCUCCUCCCGCUACGGCGCCCCCACCGUGUUCAGCGGCCCCGUCAGAAAGUGGAAGAAGAAGUGGGUCCACGUCACCCCCUCUUCCUUACCCAACAACAGCUCUCACUCUCACACUAACAACUCCACCACCACCAGCAGCGCUUCCUCUCGCCUCCUCCUUCGCCGUUGGACUCCCGCCACCGUCGACGACGCCGCCGGAGCCGUCUCCGACGAGCCUCCCCGAAGAAAGUUCCGUUACACCCCUGUUGUUGUCCUAGAAGAACAGAAAAAGAUGAAUGUUGUGAAGGCUGAACAUGAACCCACAAUUGAGACUGACCAAUUGGCUGCUAGGCAGACAAAUGUGACUCAUGAGAUGCAGGGAAAACUGAACAUGAAUGAAAUGUUGGAGGAAACCAAGGAUUCAAACAUUGGUAAUUUAGAUCUUGGUUCAGACUUCCAAAGCAACACCGGUGGAAACAGCCAGAACAGUGAUGCUCAAUUGGAAAAUAGUAUGUAAUGGGUGGUCCAUGAACUUGGUAUCUGUAAGUAGGAAAUCAAGCUGUUAGGCAGUGAAGUGUUCAUUCAAGAAAUACUAAGCUAGUAUAUAUUACCUGUUAUCACCGUACAUCUUACCAUUCUAUAUUGACUUAUAAUGUAGUUAGCCAUAAUCUUGUGUAUAGUUAGCACUUAACUAGUGCUGCCUAUAGGAAUGAUAAGUAACUAGUUUUGAUCAGCAUAGGAUAAUCAGUUGUAUUUUGUGAUGGAACAUAUGCAUGAUGUGAUGCUACUAAGGAGCUGAGUAUAUAUUUUUAAAUAUAAAAGCUCAAUAUGCUCCCAAAAUCUGAAUGCUUGUAUGUUUCAUUUCAUCA